Messenger RNA from Lycium ferocissimum, 3981 nucleotides. RefSeq lists its product as uncharacterized. Bases 1 to 3981 code for a protein of 1326 amino acids. The record is from RefSeq and is a predicted model, not a curated record. The transcript is spliced from 3 exons. Lineage: Eukaryota; Viridiplantae; Streptophyta; Magnoliopsida; Solanales; Solanaceae.
AUGAUUAGUAUUCUAUCCUGGAAUAUAAGGAGUGUAAGAACUCAAAGUGCGUUUGCAAGACUCAAAACCCUCAAAAAUCAAUACAACCUCUCAUUUAUUGGUCUUCAGGAGCCUAUAGUAAAGGCUGAACAUUUACCAAAAUAUAUGAGAAGCAUAGAUAUGCAAGGUUGCUAUUCAAAUAUCAACAACAAAAUUUGGUUAUUUUGGAAUAAUGACUAUACAGUUUCUAUUAUCAAUGAUACUGAACAACAAGUGACUUGCAAAGUUAUUCAAACUGACAAUGGUGAAGUUUUCUACAUUACCACAGUGUAUGCUAAAUGUAGAUCUCAUCUUAGGAAUCAACUAUGGGAGGAAAUUAAUAUUUUGUCUCAGAAUAUUAAUGGACCAUGGUGUACAAUGGGUGAUUUCAAUGUUAUUGCAGUAGCUGAGGAAAAAGAAGGUGGAUCUCCUCAUAGAAUAGAGAGGAGUUUUGAUUUUAUUCACUGCUUGGAAUCUAGUGGUUUACAAGAUGCUGGUUUCUCUGGGAAUCCUUUUACUUGGUGCAACAAUAGAGGUGCCCCGGAUACUAUUUGGAAAAGAUUGGACAGGUUCCUCUAUAAUGUGGAGUGGUUUGAAAAAUAUGGUUUUAAUACUGUGACUCACUUGGCAAGGGCAUGUUCUGAUCAUGUUCCUCUUCUUAUUCAAUUCAGUGUCACAGAGGAGCCAUAUUUCCUGGAGGUUGUAAAAGAAGUUUGGGAUGAAGAAUGCCAAGGUAACCCCUUGUGGAUUCUGCAUCAAAAGCUGAAGAAAACUGCUUCUAGGCUUAGCAGAUGGUCCAGGGAGACCUUUGGUAAUAUUCAUGAAAAUCCUAAGAAAUGGGAAAGUGAUAUUAUGGCUCUGGAGCAAAAAUUACUAGAGGAUAAUAAUGAAGGAAACAGGACUAACCUUAGCAGGACCAAAGCUGGUUAUAUUCAAUACCUCAAAAAUCAAGAAAGCAUUUUGAAACAAAAGGCAAGGGUGAAUUGGCUGAAAGAAGGAGAUUCCAAUAGUGCAUAUUUUCACAAGGUUAUCAAAGAUAGAAGAAGGAGAUUGUGCAUUAAUAAGAUCCAAGAUGAGCAUCUCCAAUGGGUGGAGGGUACUCAAAGAGUAGCAGAAGCUGCAGUCAGAUAUUUUCAAGGUGUUUUCUGCCAAAUUCCUGCACCAAAUGAUUUCUCUGAGCUAAAGGUGGUUGACCAUGUUAUUUCACCAGAAGUAAACCAGGCUUUAACUGAAUUUCCUGAUGAGGAGGAAAUUAAGAAUUGUGUGUUUAACAUGGAUCCUGAUAGUGCCUCAGGUCCGGAUGGAUUUUCAGCCAAAUUUUAUCAAAGUUGUUGGUCUAUUAUAUCUCAUGAAGUGGUUCAGGCUAUGGAGGCUUUCUUUUGUGGAGCAAAUUUACCAAAAUGGCUCACACAUACUUGCAUAGUGAUGUUGCCUAAGGUCUCAUCUCCACAACAAUUUUUAGAUAUCAGACCAAUUAGUCUAUGCAAUGUCAUUAGUAAGAUCUUUGCAAAAGUUCUGAGCACCAGACUCAACAAUAUAUUGCCUAGUAUAAUAAGCACUAAUCAGAGUGGUUUUAUCAAAGGAAGAUCUAUUACAGAAAACAUUCUUCUAGCCCAAGAGAUUAUUCAAGAUAUUGAGAAAGCUGAUGAAAAAGGAAAUGUGGUCUCUUUGAAAUUGGACAUGGACAAAGCAUAUGACAGAGUGUCUUGGCCAUACUUAUGCAUUCUAAUGAGAAAGAUGGGUUUCUGUGAGCUGUGGAUUGAUUUGAUUUACAAGCAUAUAUCAAGCAACUGGUACUCUCUGAUUAUCAAUGGCACUAGACAAGGUUUCUUCAAAUCAGAAAGAGGAUUAAGACAGGGAGACCCUAUUUCCCCAUCUCUUUUUGUUAUUUGUGCAGAAUUCCUUUCAAAAAAAUUAAACAAACUAAAUGGCAAUGCUGAUUUUAAAGGUUUUUAUAUGAACAAAAAAGGUCCUAAAAUUAAUCAUUUAGCCUUUGCUGAUGACAUUAUUCUAUUUUCCAGUGGGUGCAGGAAAUCUCUGAUGCUGUUGAUGGAAACACUUCAAACUUAUGAAGAAGUGUCUGGUCAGCUGAUAAACAGGCAUAAAUCUUCAGUUUCUCUAGCAAGUAAUGUAGAACAAGGAGCAAUCAACAGGGUGGAAUUGAUCACUGGAAUGGUUCACAAGAACUUUCCAAUAAAAUACUUGGGAUGCCCAUUAUUCAAUGGAAGGAAGAAUGCAGCAGUUUUUUCUGAAAUGAUGAACAGAGUUUUAAGCAAAAUCAAUGGAUGGCACACUAGAUUCUUGUCAAGUGGUGGAAAAGCAGUGUUAAUAAGACAUGUUUUAUUAGCACUACCAAUUCACAUGUUAGCAGCAGUGCAUCCACCAAAGAGUGUGAUGAACCAAAUGGAGAAGAUGCUCAACAAAUUCUUUUGGGGAGGAUCAGAGGAGAAGAACAAUUAUCACUGGUCAUCAUGGGAUAACAUGUGUUAUCCUUAUGAAGAAGGAGGAGCUAAAUUCAGGAAAAUUCAAGACACUUGUAAUGCUUUUACCACCAAACAGUGGUGGAAUCUGAGAACAGGUCAAUCCCUAUGGAAAGAUUUCAUGUUGAACAAGUAUUGCCAAAGGAUCCAUCCUGUAGUGAAAAGAUGGUAUUCAGGGAAUUCUCAUUCAUGGAAUGCUAUGUGUAAGAUCAAGAGGAAGAUGGAUAAUCAUAUCCUAUGGAAGAUAGGGAAAGGUGACAUUGCAAUCUGGUAUGACAACUGGACAAGCCUUGGAGCCUUAGUGAAUUACCUUCCAGAAGAUAGAAAACCAAGGAAUCAAAAACUUUCUGAAGUUCUGGUUAAUGGUCAAUGGAGAUGGGGAGGAUGGGAUUUGCUACUGCCUAAUGAGGUAUUACAAACUAUCCAAGAUAUGCAUAUCAGUUUGGACAAUAGCAAAAUGGAUAGACCAUUAUGGACAGCUGAAGAAAAUGGCAAAUUCUCAGUCUUCUCAGCAUGGCAAAUCCUAAGAAAUAGGAGAGAAAGAAACUGGAUGGAUACCAUGACUUGGCAAAAAAGGGUUCCUUUUAAAAUGAACUUCAUGGUUUGGAGGAUUUUAAGAGAUAGGGUUCCAGUGGAUGCAAGAAUAGCAAAGAUGGGAAUUAAUAUCCCAUCAAAAUGCAUAUGCUGCAGAAUUCCUCAAAAUGAAGAGUUGGAUCAUCUUUUCUAUGCAGGACAAUUUGCUACUGAAAUAUGGAGUAUAUUAUGUGGUCCAGUGGGGAUUCCUUUUACUAACAAAUCUUACAGGCAAUUAAUCACCACCUGGUGGCAAUGGAAGUUCAAGAAUCCUAUUCAAACUCUAAUAGGGAGAAUCAUUCCUUCUAUCACUACUUGGGAAAUCUGGAGAACUAGAUGUGGAGCAAAGUAUGGCAAAGAAAGGCCUAAUAUUAAAAUUUCAUUGGAAAAGAUAGCAUUUAUCAUUGCUCAAGUUGUACAGGGACAGUUCAAAAGCAUUCAUCCAGAACCAGACUGGUACAAGAUAAUUCAAAUCAUGGAGUUCAAAUUCAGCUGCAGGACCACUACUAUGGUUAAAUGGAUCAAGCCUCCUAAUAGCUUUGUAAAGAUUAACUCUGAUGGGAGUUGUAAAGAUGGACAAUGUGGAGGUGGAGAAAGUGACUCAAAAAUCUUGGUGGAUAGUGUCAAUGAAGCAAUUUCUAUUCCAUGGAGGAUGAUCAAGGAAGUGGAAGAGCUGAGGCAGUAUAUAGAACAAACUGGUUUUAUCAUGCAACAUUGCUACCGAGAAGGGAACAAAGUUGCAGAUAAAUUGGCGGCUCUAAGCCAUGGCAACACUAACAAUCAAACAUACUAUGUAUAUGAAGAUCUCCCUAACCAAGUUAAGGGACUAAUGACUCUAGACAGAUGGAGCCUACCAGCUUUUCGUACAGUCAAGAAAGCAAGAAGCAACAUCAAAUAUGAUCCUCCAUGA